GGUAUAAAAAUAUAAUCAAAUGCCCAUAUUUUGUUCAAAAAUUUUAUGCCAUUUAGUGGUAGAAUAUAUUUUCGGGUAUACAAAGUUGUCCUAUUGAUUUGUUCUGAAGAAAGUCAGGUAUGCUUAACCACAACAAAAAAGCUACCACCAUGAGAAUACACAACUCAGAUCAUCAAAAAAUAACUAGUUUGCCCGAGAAAUUCAAGAUCUUCCAUGAGCAUGUCCAGUCAAUCUGGUAUCUCUCGUAAAUAAGAAAUAAACCAAGCUUUCUUCAAAAACGAAAAAAAUUUCACCAACACUAUAAUUUUGCACGCAACUGUAUGCAAUUUAAUACGAAACAGAGAGACCAUGAGUGCGCGUACACAAAAAUAAACAUGACUAUUUUUCAACAAUUCUGUUUUUAAUCUUUUUAAUUAACGCCUGCAUGCCACAAAUGUCAUGAUGCUAAUCUCAACAGCUCAAUGGCUGAGCGACUAAACGAUUUCCAUGAAACGCUAAGCUCAUUUCAAUAUUGACACUACAACAGAAUGGCUCUACAUUUUCAGCGGUGUUUACGUGUACUGCUGCUGCUUAUCGCGGUGAUUAGCGCCGUGUCAAGCGCUCCGCAACAAAAACAAACGGCACAAAAGCAGGCAGUGGUCAGUGGACCAGCAGGUGGUGGGCAAGCGCGUGUGCAAGAUCCGAAAUGUCAGCAGCCGAAGGAGCCCGGUCCGUGUCGCAUGAAUCUCGAUCGUUACUACUACAAUUCGCAAACGCAUGCCUGUGAACUCUUCAAGUUCGGUGGCUGUCGUGGCAAUGAUAACAAAUUUGGAUUUUUGAAGACUUGCGAAGAUGCUUGUGUGAUAGCGAAAACAACAACGAACAGUGCAGCACCUGGCAACGCUAAAGCGCCAGCACCAGCACCAGCAGCUGUACCAGCCGUAGCACCAGACGCAGUGCCCAAGAACCCCAAACCAGUUGCGAUUCCAACAAAUACAAACGCAAAGAAAACACCCAUCGCAGCACAGGCAAAGUAGAUUUGAAUAUGGAGUUGGAGAAUGUUCUCAUGUGGGUGCCUACGCUAUUAAAUUAUGAAGUGGUCGAUAUUGUACAGUGUUGAAUACUAUUUUGAGAUUUUUUUGUACCAAGCAUUAGCUGAGAAGUUUUGAAAUAUUCUAUGUUCUAAUACGAAUAAAUUGAAGAAAUGAUAGAUGAAA
Bactrocera oleae (olive fruit fly) is the source of this 1196-nucleotide messenger RNA. RefSeq names its product papilin. NCBI's taxonomy places the organism in Eukaryota, Metazoa, Arthropoda, Insecta, Diptera, Tephritidae. Gene Ontology annotation, molecular function: serine-type endopeptidase inhibitor activity. The record is from RefSeq and is a predicted model, not a curated record.